AUGCCUCUCAUACUCGCCCCAUGCGAUCGCGACCCGCGACCCCUCAAACGCGAACGUCUGUGUGGGGAUGAGGCUCUCAAAUCCCUCACCAACGACGCUGAGCUCUGGUUCAGAGACGGAAAUGUCAUCAUGAUCGCUGAGGACGUGGCCUUUCGCGUCCAUAGGGGCGUUCUCUCGCGCCAUUCCGAGACCUUUCGGGGGCUGUUCAAGACAUCGCGACCUGCGGACCUGGACGCGGACCUCAAGGUUGACGGGUGCCCGGUCAUUCCCGUCCAGGACUCAGCACACGACUUCAAGCAUCUGCUGCAUGUCCUGUAUGACGGCUUGGACACCUACCUGGAGCCGGGCAAGCCGAUCAAAUUCGGGAUUCUGGCGGCGCUCGUGCGCCUCAGCCAUAAAUACCAGCUGGAUCGCAUCUUCGCAAUCACCCUCAGCCUCAUGAAGGUCGUCUUCACCGACGACUUCCAAGCGUGGCGCGUCCGCGAGAGCAAGACUGAAAGCACGACCGGGGUCAAAAUCAAGGACACGGACGCGAUCGAGGCGUUCAACCUCCUGCGCACCUGUGGCCAGCUCGAGCUCCUCCCCGUCGCACUAUAUAUCUGCUGCGGGGUCGAAACGCGCGUGCUCCUGCGCGGCGUCAUCCGCGCGGACGGCUCGCUGGAGAAGCUGCGCGACAGCGACCUGGAGCGCUGCCUGGCCGCGCGGGACGUCCUCGAGCUGCAGAACGCAGCGCUCAACCGGUCGGUGUUCGACUUCGCGGACCCCGCUCGGCACGCCUGCCUCGCACCCAGCACGUGUCCCGUCACCUUGCACAAUGUGGGGCAUAUGGCGGGCUUGGGCACCAAGUCGGAGACGGAGGCGCGGCGGCUGUUCCAUCGAAUCCUCGCGGCGACGCCCAUGUCCACGGUGGUAUGUGCGUCUUGCGCAUCCUUCAUCACCUCUGGGCUGGCCACGUUCUACGAGAACUUGUGGCGCGACCUCCCCAAGAUCCUUGACCUUCCCGUUUCCACCUGGGUUCCCGCCACUUGA
Trametes versicolor FP-101664 SS1 is the source of this 1029-nucleotide messenger RNA. RefSeq lists its product as uncharacterized. NCBI's taxonomy places the organism in Eukaryota, Fungi, Basidiomycota, Agaricomycetes, Polyporales, Polyporaceae. The record is from RefSeq and is a predicted model, not a curated record. The coding region runs from base 1 to 1029 and encodes 342 amino acids. Gene Ontology annotation, molecular function: protein binding. The transcript has 2 exons.